This is a messenger RNA of Trachymyrmex cornetzi, 448 nucleotides long. RefSeq names its product cytochrome P450 4C1. Gene Ontology annotation, molecular function: iron ion binding; heme binding; monooxygenase activity. The transcript has 2 exons. Lineage: Eukaryota; Metazoa; Arthropoda; Insecta; Hymenoptera; Formicidae. The record is from RefSeq and is a predicted model, not a curated record. The annotation marks the transcript as partial.
AGUCAUAUAUAAUACCCGCUAAAACAAAUGUGCAUCUUAAUAUCUAUGGACUCCACAGGGAUCCCAAUUUUUGGCCAAAUCCAGAGAUAUUUAAUCCAGAUAGAUUUUUGUUAGAUAAAAUUCGAAAUCGUCAUCCUUACUCAUAUUUACCAUUCAGUGCUGGACCACGUAAUUGUAUUGGCCAACGAUUCGCUCUGCUGGAGAUGAAAGCAAUGAUAGCCUCUCUGAUUCAUAAUUUCUACUUGGAGCCCAUUGAUUACUUAAAGGACUUGCGAAUGGAAGUUGAUUUAGUGCUGCAUCCUGCUCAUCCACUUCGUGUUAAAUUUGUUCCCGUUAAAAUGCAUGCAACUAUUUAACGCGAAUGCAUCCUUUAAGAGGCCUGUGACAAAAAUUAAAAAAUUGUUAAGUAUGUUAUAACUUAUUUAUAUAUACAUACAUAUUUUUUUUC